GGGAAGCAGCGGCAGGAGCCGGUGUCUGAGUGUGGGAAGGCCGGCCGGCAGGCAAAGGGUUGCGAUGCUGCUGAUGCUGCUCCUCUCCUCGCGUCGGGACCAGUAGGCGGCGGCGGCAGCGACAGCACCAGCAGCAGCGCGUCGUCUGUCGGCCGCUCAGUCAGUCGUGAGGGCGUCAUGGAGAACCAGCUGGCGCGCUGCAAGAUCGUGGUGGUGGGCGACAGCCAGUGCGGCAAGACGGCGCUGCUGCACGUCUUCGCCAAGGACGCUUACCCCGAGAGCUAUGUUCCCACUGUGUUCGAGAACUACACUGCCAGUUUUGAGAUUGACAAGCAGCGCAUUGAACUUAACAUGUGGGACACAUCAGGCUCAACAUACUAUGACAACGUACGUCCCCUAGCCUAUCCUGAUUCGGAUGCGGUUCUCAUCUGUUUUGACAUUAGCCGUCCUGAAACCUUGGACAGUGUCCUUAAAAAGUGGCAGGGAGAGACACAGGAGUUCUGCCCCGGUGCCAAGGUGGUUCUAGUGGGCUGUAAACUGGACAUGCGCACUGACCUGAACACUUUACGGGAACUGUCCAAACAGCGCCUUAUCCCCGUCACACAUGAGCAGGGCAGCAUGCUGGCCAGGCAAUUGGGUGCCGUGGCAUAUGUGGAGUGUUCUUCCAAGGUGUCGGAGAACAGUGUGCGGGAUGUUUUCCAUGUGACCACAUUGGCGUCUGUCAACCGUGUUCACAAACACCUCAAGCGCAGCAACUCAAAGCGAGGGCUGAAACGGGUUGCACAGGUGCCUGGGCGGACGGACUUGUUGACCGACUCUGAGAUCCGCAAAGACCGGGCCAAGAGCUGCUCCGUGAUGUGAGAGGAGGAGGAGACCCCAGAGGGGCUGAAGUCUAGCACUACCUGUCUUGUUCAUAUCUCUUUGUACAGUAAUUGGUCAUGGGGAGGUCUCUGCACUGAGGGCCACAUUCCCCAGGAUGUAGGCCAGAGGAAAACAAAGCCUUCUCUGGAAAUUAGUGGGGGGGGCAGUGAUGGAUCUGCCUGAAGUCGCAAAUGCUAUGCACAUAGUGAAAAUGUCUGGAUGGGCUAGGGUUGCACAGGACACAGAAAUGCUCAGGUAGCAGAUGACCUUCGAAGAAAGGAGCACAUCCCUGUGUGUGGCACAGAUGGAAAAAAAUCUUCUAAUUCUCUUAAGAGUAAUUAUUUUGGAGCUAGCAUCAAAUAUGUAGGCGCCCAGGCGACUGGCGUUUGUACAGCCAUGACGCGUGGCAGUCAAGCCAUGCCUGUAGCAUGUGUAUACACGUGUGUGUGUGUGUUUGUGAAUUGUACACACAGGUUAAGUGUGGGGCUGGUGCUUAUGCAUGGGUCUGGUCAUGGAAUAAAGAGCUGUGGAAGGGUUAGAAGAAAAGGGUGAUCAUUUGAGAAGACCAAAUGGGGGUCAGUCGGGGGGGGGGGACGAUGAUGGAAGUGGACAGCUAGGAAGAAGUGCUUUGUACAGUUAUGGUAAGCAAAAAUGCACUUAAGACCCUGAAGUGACUGGACAGGACGUUUUUGCUACAUUGUAGACACUAUCAACACAUCCAGGUAGAUAGGUGCCAUGAGAGCUGGAGGACUCAGAAGCUGGGUCAUCUGGAGCCAUUAUUCCUUCCCACCUCACAGCAGUCCUCCCAGUCCCACACUCUAGUGCCUUACACUGCAUUGCACCUCCCUCUCCUUUGCUUCCUGUGAAGCAAAGGAGGGGUACAAAUAACCUGUAAGAGCCAUUGCAACAUCAUGGGAAGAGGCCAGUUUUCCCUGUUCCCCAUUGCUGUGCCUUCAUUCCUCUCAUUGCCUUAAAUGCUUUUUACAACUGCAGCGGGGAUGAUGCCAAAGUACGGGCCGGUGUUUGGUUUUUGUUCCCUGGAAAGAGAGAGAGAAAAGGUUAACUCCAGUGCUGCGCUACCUCUAGUGUCACAGGUAGUAAAUUAGCCAUGACAUUGCAAACUAAGAAGGUUUUGGCAAUUUAUUGCUGUUUUGUCUUUCAGUUCCACAGUGCUGCUUUGGGCUGUGUGUAGUUAUUUGGAUUUGUACCAAAGAGAAAUAUUUUGAGAGGUAGAGAGGGGAUCAUGUUUUGCAUCUGAAGUCUCCACUAAUAAUCUGGGCAUGCAUCUCUGGGACAUCAGGAACUGGAGCACAGUGAUUUGAAGGUAUGGAAAUGCAGCAAUGCAAAUUUCUGUUGAGAUGAUUUGGAGAAAUGGGUUUAAUAGACAGUUGCGCAGUAUGCAUGUGUGCCAGAGGCCAGGGAGUGAUGUUGCAUUAGCAUUCAUGAAGGACCCUGGCAAACAGUGAGGUCAAGCUGCUGACAAAUCUGCAAUGGGUGGAGGAAGAGGGGAAAGAGAAAUCUGUUGGCUAUUGGCACAGUACCAGAGAAGUGGCACAUGGAGCCUGUUUGCAGCUGGAAAAAAUUAUUCCAGGGGACUCAUUCAACGCUACAUAAUGCAUCUGGGAAGGCAGCAUUGGGGAUAGGCUACCUUUUAGGCUUUUGAUGGGUAUAAUUCUUCCUAGAACAGAACAAAGUUUAACUUUCACCACUACUGUUAACUUUCUUUGGUGCUAUCUAAGGACUUUUCUGUGGAGCAAACGUAUGUAAAAUUCUAAGAGGAGGUAGUUCUGGGGCCCAAGCCUGCCUGGAAAGUGUGGUUUCUGGCCUGGAAUCCUCCAUCUCUGAGUCUUCUUUGGCUCUGUGGUAGCGUGGGAAAUGAACUCUGCCUAAGCUCACAACUUCUUUGGCUGUUCCAGGACUGAGGGUUACAUUAAAAAGAAAUUCUGGAGCAGUAAGGUGUUACCAACUUGGAGGAGCAAGGAAGUUUUGGUGACAGUGGCCCUCAACUAAUAGAGAAUAUGCUUUGUAUGCUGAUCUACAGCAACAGCACCCAGUAAAAUCAGGGUGACUAACCUAUAGCUCUCCAUAUGUUGUUGAACAUCAACUCCCAUCAGCUCUAGCCAGCACUGCCAAUGAUCAGGGAUGAUGAGAGUUGUAGUCAGACAACGUCUGGAGGGCCAUUGACUAGGCACCCCUAUUGUAGAUAUUUAUUUGAGCCAGGACUUGGGUGCAGCCCAGAAUGUUGAUGAAUAAGAAAGUCAGUAUUCUGCCUCACCUCUGAGCAACCAAAGUUUGCCCACACACACCAUGAUUGUAGGACUUAGAGACUGGGGCUCCUGGCUUCACUCCUUAGAAAUCAAGCAUUGUAGAUGACCUCUUUCUUUCAGGCUGGCAAGCUUAGUGCCCCAGUUCCUCUGGUACUAGGGGAGCUAUUCACAUGCAGGAUCAGCAGAGGCUGCCUGUUUGUCCUGUCUGCAAAAAAAAAAAAGGGCACAGUUGUUCAUGGGCUGGGUUUGAGCACAGCAGCUCCAUUGUCCUUGCUGGUAACCCAGAGCUGAGCAGCCGCUUGAGUUCCAGCAUCCCCCUUUCAGCUUCAGCUUGAGCUGGGAUUUUGAUGCAGGUUGUCUCAGGCCAUGGUUGACCAUGAUCUAGCUUGGCAAUGUUCAAGUCCCAUACCUAGGCCUCCAUUUCUAAAAAUUGUGUGUGCGAGAGAGGGGAAGGGAACAUAUCUGAAAGCCAUGCUUUCUGCUAUGGAACCCUUUAUUCUCCACCCUUCUGAAAGAACAAAGAAGUUACUGAGGGAAGGAAACGUCAAGGAUCACCUACAGAUUUUUGAGCUUGAUUGUAAAAAAAAUUAAAAUCUUAGAGUGAGAUAUUUAAUUCUCCUUCCUCCCCCCCUCCCCAUCCCCAAAUGCAAAACGUUAAUGCUAACUUGGCUGUGUGUUGGCAGUUACAAAGUUUUGUUUUGUUUGAGGGAGAAAAGCAGGUCAAUCACUUGGCAUGACUUUCCUGCUAAGCCAAAUAAUUCCUUUUGAGCUUAGGUAUUUUAUCAUCAGCCUUGUAUUAUUAUUAUUAUUAGGCUUAAUACAUAAAUUGCCUACCCUGGUGAGAUGAAAAACCUUAUUAAGAGAACAAUUCUUCCUCACAGAGUUGUUUUUCCUCUUCUCUCUCCUCAAUAGCUCCUUACUCUGUUCUGUAUUCACUCUGCAAUGUGAAGUUGGAUGAUGUUGAUACUGAAGGAGCUGUAAGUUUGCCACAACUGUUUUUGUUUUUGGUCACCAGAUUACUGGAUGCAUUCCUUUGUCCGAUCUGUUCAGCUGUGUUUUGUAAUGCCAGGCUCCAGUACUGGCAAAUGUAUCUGUGAUCAUGUGCCAAGAGUUCUGAAGUCAGAAGGUGCCUCUCCUGGAGAAAAUAAUAAUUCCUGCCUCUUUUCUCUUGCCCUGGGCUGAUAGGGUCGUUCCUUCCCCCUCCCCUCAAAAUUAUGAAUGAACUAUUAAGUGAUGGGCACCUUGCGAGUUACAGUAACACAUUGCUGCAGUGAUUUUUCCCUGUCAGGAAGGGAGCCUUCAUAAUUUAUUAAUCCUAUUUUUAGCAUAAUAGUUCUGACCAUAAAUGAACCUCACUAAAGCAAAUUUUGAGGUCUUUAUUAAUCAUUAAAAAGCAUCCUCUCAAUGUGCUGCUUUAAUAAAAGCUUCAUAAACUCCAAAAAUUAAUUAGCAGUGGGGCCCUGGGCACGGGAUACAAAUAAAGUUUCCUUUUUGCCAAACAAUGUCAUUCAAGUUUAUGAAGGCUAGAAGGACAGGAAAGGCAUUUAUAGCUGGCAAAACUAGAUUCAUCUAUCUUUAAUGGUUACCUGAAGGUGAUGGGACACAGCAAUUUACCUCAGGAAUUAUCCUGAACUGCUUGUGAAUAUCCCUUUGGUCUAGGGCCCUCUUGCUCAAAAGUUCUACCCUGGGCUCUGCUUCUAUGCUUACCACAUUUCUACUGGGUUUGAAAAUCUAGCAAGAGUCAUUGGAAGAUUCUGGGUGGGAAGAGCUUGUUUUCACCUUUGAAGUAAAUGCAUUUUAAUUCCUGAAGAUGAAGUGAUGGACUUGAAGCCUGCCUGCCAUGAAGCUAUGUCUGUCGCCUUGGUGGCAGCCCUGAAGGGAUCUUCAUCCUCAGAUAUGUGAGGGUUGGGAGUUGCAAUUACUGAUGGGGUAGGGAAGGAACUCUGCGCAGGUUCAGUGGUAUUCUGUUCAAGCAACAUCGCAAGGUCAAGGCAGGAGCCCUGCCUCAAAUAAAGUGCCAGAGCUGAAGAGUGAAUAGAUCUUGUUUAUGAGCCUUUGCUUUCUCAAGGUUUGUUGCUACUUGAAUGAUACAUAAUGCCCUGAUCAUAGGUUUAUCUGCCUGUUGUUGCUAGGCAUUGCCCCAGGGUGUAAAAGAAGUUGGCUGUGGAUCAGAUGGCACACUUCAGUCCUGUUCUAUAAUCCGUAAGUGCUUUGGGAUGGGCUCAGGUUUAUAGAAUUGAAGCUGGAAAGGAGACUACUGUCCACGUAGGCUAGUCCAUGGAAGCCGGGCAGAGUACUACAAGUGGAGAGUAGGGAUCACUUUAAAAAAUGCUGGUAGCUCAAGAGCUUUUGUUAAUCAUAUGGCUUAUCUGCUUAUCUAGACAAAAACAAGUUGUUGACAUAAUUCCCAGGUGGAAUUUCUACCUUUGCAGCUGCAGUGAAAUCUGAGCAGGAUUUUUGCAGAAUGGGCCAAAGCAUAUAAAGGAUGGGUACAUUCCUUGCUUGCAUAUUGGUGCAGAUAGGGCCACACCAACCAAAAGUUGCUUCUCCCUUUGCAAUAGUUUCUUACAUAGAUGUUUUACGUCAACAUAGUCAUCACAACACCACAAGCUCACCAAACACAGUAACUUGUAGUUUACAGCUAUGGCUGCCGUCUUCUUCUAAGAACCAAAGAAACCAAAAUGAAAAACCUGCCCCCCAAGGUCGGAUAGCUUAGUUCAAAUCAGUCUGGGAAAUUCAGCAUGCCAUUAGCAAAGGGAAGUUUUGGCAAUAUUCUGUUCUCUUAGCCAGACCAGACACAGCAAAAGCAAUACCUCUCCCCCAGCCACCAAUUUCUAAUGAACAUGACUUAAGGUGGAACAGAUGCCAUACUUUUUUUUAAAAAAAGUUCUGAACAAAUUGAGCUAACCAGAAGCUGGACAGCAAUCCCUAUCUACCCCACAUGUAAAGAAGGGCAGAAGACAGAAGAAAUUGAUCAUGGUUUGCUGGAGUGCUGAGAAAAAUCCUCCCCCACCCUGGGAGUUACAGCGAAUGGGAAUUCAUGGCAAGACACGUCCUUUUCUCCUGUGGCUCCUGCAGAGCAUUCCAGAACCUUGAUGUAGAAGAGACGUACCAUUCCCAACCAGGCCUCUUAAACAGACCACAAUUCAUUGAUAUGAUGAUCUCUUUGCAGACCCUUCAAAGCCUGUGUCUGUAGACAAGACUUCAGUGUUAUACUGUAAUUAUUUGUAAUAAUACAAAUGAUAAUUAUUUGUAUUCUUUGCAGAGGGUACCUAAGAUGGUGUCCUCCAGAUGCUUCUGGACUCCACCUCCCAUCAUCCCUCACCAUUGGCCAUGCUGGAUGUGACUGACGGAAGUUGGCAACAUAUGGAGGGCAUCACUUUAGCUACUUUCUGUUUAUCAUAUUUAUGUAGAGAGGCUUAUGGGGCUGCUCCACUAAUUUUGUCUACUACAGGCAGCCGUAUCCCAGGGACAGGAUGCAGCGAUGUCCAAAGAGAAGCAUCAUUCUUAAGGGCCUGGUGUGCCAGAACUAUGCAUUGUCACAGCCAGUGUGAAAUAGUGAAUGCAGAAACUUCUUUCCCCUACCACUACGGCAAUGAUAUGGCAUGAAAGAAAACAAAUAGGAUUUGGGUGUUCCUGGCUAAAGUGUUCUGUCUAAAUAAAAACAGAAAGUCCUGCAUGCAUGUCAGGCUUGUGCUACUCUCUGGCAGAUGCACUGGGCUCAAGUGGAACAAUGGAGGAGUGAUCUCCUAUGCCCCUUGAAAGACUUGAGUUCAUUUUAGGGAUAGAGGUUGGGUUGGCCCAAAGGUACCACAUGGUGACAAAAACAUCACUGUGUGAAUUAGGUGGUAGCACCUUUAGCCUGGAGCCGCCUGGUCAAUAUAACGGCAACCAAAAAUAUCAUUUUAAGAAUAAAAAGUUUAAGGGAACAUUUGGUCAACAGCUCAAAUGGGGCACCUUCUUUAAGUCUCUUGUGGGAAGCCUUAGGGGAGUAGCUUAAAGAGAGCUGUCCCCUUCUUAAGGAGCCCAUGCAUUUUCCUGCUUCAUGAACUUCAACACUUACAAAAUAUGGUAUUAGGAUAAAAGGACUUCUAGGUCAAGGGCCAGGCAAUCUCUUUUUAAGAAAGGGGAGUCAUAUAAAC
Messenger RNA from Rhineura floridana, 7270 nucleotides. RefSeq names its product Rho family GTPase 2 (gene RND2). Gene Ontology annotation, biological process: small GTPase-mediated signal transduction. The record is from RefSeq and is a predicted model, not a curated record. The transcript is spliced from 5 exons. Gene Ontology annotation, molecular function: GTPase activity; GTP binding. NCBI's taxonomy places the organism in Eukaryota, Metazoa, Chordata, Lepidosauria, Squamata, Rhineuridae. Bases 178 to 861 code for a protein of 227 amino acids.